UAGCUUUUUUAUACUGAGGCGAGUCCUAUCACUUCAGCGGCGAGGGGGAGUGUGUGAGAGUGCGUGUGAGUGACAGAAAGAGAAAGAAAGUGAGAGAGCUCAGCGGUAUCAUCGUCUCCUCUGCCGGACUUAGCAGCAGCGCAGCGCAGCGCGGCGGUUCUCGCUGCUCGGAUCGUUUCACCGCCAACGCUCGGAUUGCCUUCUUCCUCAGCGAGAGCCCCUUUUCUCUCCUCUUCCCCCUCCUUUUUUUUAAUUUGCUCUUUUGGUCCGACAUGGAAGAUGGUCCGCCUUCAACAAGCUGUUUCAGAAGGUUCACGGACUGUUUCCUCGGCUCAAGUCUGACGGAUGAGAAAGUGAAGGCCUACCUUUCCCUGCACCCCCAGAUGCUGGAUGAGUUUGUGCUGGAGAGCGUGAGUGCGGAGACAGUGGACAGAUGGCUGAAACGGAAGAACAGCAGCCGGCCUGCAGAUGACCCCUCAACUAAAGAAGUCAGCAGGCAGUACCAGGACACUAACAUGCAGGGCGUGGUUUAUGAGCUCAACAGCUACAUGGAGCAGCGGCUGGACACGGGCGGCGACAACAAACUCCUGCUGUACGAGUUGUGCAACAUCAUCAAAACAGCCACAAAAGCUGAUGGUUUUGCACUUUACUUCCUUGGAGAAUGCAACAAUAGCCUCUGUUUAUUCACGCCGACGGGGGCGAAGGAGGGGCUUCCUGGGCUCAUCCCCUCCGGUCCCAUUGCAUUCGGGACCACCAUCGCUGCUCACGUCGCCAAGACGCGCAAGACACUACUCGUAGAAGACAUCAUGGGGGACGAGCGGUUCCCCCACGGCACAGGGCAGGACUCAGGGAUUCGUGUUCACUCUGUUCUGUGUCUCCCCAUCCUCACCGCCAUCGGUGACCUCAUCGCCGUGCUGGAGCUGCACCGCCACCUGGGCAGAGAGCCUUUCAACCUCAGCCACCAGGAGGUUGCCACAGCAAAUUUGGCAUGGGCUUCUGUAGCUAUUCACCAAGUGCAGGUCUGCAGAGGUCUGGCCAAGCAGACGGAGCUCAACGACUUCCUUCUAGAUGUGUCAAAAACAUACUUCGACAACAUUGUGGCAAUAGAUUCUCUACUUGAACAUAUUAUGAUAUAUGCAAAAAACCUGGUGAAUGCAGACAGGUGCGCCCUCUUCCAGGUUGAUCACAAUAAUAAAGAACUGUACUCUGACCUGUUUGAUAUCGGGGAGGAGAAUGAAGGGAAACCGGUCUUUAGGAAAACCAAAGAAAUUAGGUUUUCUAUAGAGAAAGGCAUCGCUGGUCAAGUGGCGCGGACAGGAGAGGUGUUGAAUAUUCCAGACGCCUAUGCAGACCCACGGUUCAACAGAGAAGUGGACCUCUACACUGGCUACACGACACGGAACAUCCUGUGCAUGCCCAUCGUCAGCCGGGGGACCGUUAUAGGCGUCGUGCAGAUGGUGAACAAGCUGAGCGGAAGUGCCUUUACUAAAACGGACGAGAACAACUUUAAGAUGUUCGCUGUCUUCUGUGCUCUGGCCUUACACUGUGCAAAUAUGUAUCACCGGAUCAGACAUUCGGAGUGCAUCUACAGGGUGACGAUGGAGAAGCUUUCAUAUCACAGUAUCUGCACAUCGGAGGAAUGGAAGACCCUCUCACAGCUGACCCUUCCAGACCCCAUAUACAAAGAGAUUGAGCUGUUCCACUUCGAUAUCAGCCCCUAUGAGGAGCUCUGGCCUGCAGUCUUUGUGUACAUGAUUCACAGUUCAUGUGGAAAAAGCAGUUUUGAGCUGGAGAAACUGUGUCGCUUCACAAUGUCGGUACGGAAGAAUUACAGACGAGUUCCAUACCACAACUGGAAACAUGCUGUGACGGUGGCCCACUGCAUGUACGCCAUCCUGCAGAAAACCUCUGGAAUCUUCACCGAACUGGAGAGGAAAGGCCUGCUGAUAGCCUGUUUGUGUCAUGACCUGGACCACCGGGGCUACAGUAACAGCUACCUGCAGAAGUUUGACCAUCCACUGGCGGCCCUCUACUCCACGUCCACCAUGGAGCAGCACCAUUUCUCCCAGACUGUGUCUAUCCUGCAGGAAGGGCACAAUAUUUUCUCCAACCUGACUUCCAGCGAGUACGAACAGGUGCUGGAGAUCAUCCGCAAGGCCAUCAUCGCCACCGACUUGGCACUCUACUUCGGCAACCGCAAGCAGCUGGCCGACCUGCUGAGCACAGGGGCACUGGAUCUAAACAACCAUGCGCACAGGGACCGCGUGAUUGGUCUGAUGAUGACGGCAUGCGAUCUCUGCUCUGUUACCAAACUGUGGCCGGUCACUCGCCUCACAGCCAACGACAUCUACGCAGAGUUUUGGGCUGAGGGGGAUGAGAUGAAGAAGAUAGGAAUGCAGCCCAUUCCGAUGAUGGACAGGGAUAAGAAGAACGAGGUUCCGCAGGGACAGGUGGGGUUUUAUAAUGCUGUGGCCAUUCCCUGUUACACCACCCUGGCAGAGCUGUUCCCUCCCUCCGCUCCUCUUCUUAGUGCCUGCAGGGAGAACCUGGGCCAGUGGGAGAGAAUAGUACGAGGGGAGGAGCCGUCCGCCUGGGUGCCGCCUGAAGAGCGCGACCCGAGCGAGCUGUCUGAGAGCGGGCCGGUCAAAGUGGACAACUGACCCUGACUGCAGCACUGCCCGUACCCUGCCAGAGACACUGGACUUCCUUUAGAACAGUCCCACUUCCGGUGGAGACGAGGGGGAGCAGAGAGGCCGGGCAGGAGAGGUGAUAUUCACCGAGCAACUAAAGGAAAAACUUCAACAAAAAAAAAAAUAAUAAUAAAUAAAAAAAUUAAACAUAGAGUUACCUCAGCGGGUGACAGAGGUGUAGAGCUCUGACCCUGACGGCUCUCAUGGUCAACAGCCAGGACUUGGGAUCCAGUCACCACAAGCCUGCUCUGGGUGGGAGCACUUUUGGUCAGAAUUGGACUUCUUUAGCUUCAAGAGUUUUCCUCUGAUGGUCGCUUUUGCUGUUUUGGUUUUGGGGUCAAUUUCAUUUCUAUAUUUUCAAACGUGUUUCUUUUUGCGGUCUUAUAUUUGAAGAGGCCUUAAAACCUGAACCUCCGGUUACAGUCGGAGCUCCACGACUGGUAACUGGGGUUCAGGUCGUCUGAAAUAGUAACUUAUUCCUGCUGUGGUGAAAAAAGAUCAUACGCAGAACCUGCUUGGGAGUUGCUAUUUUUUAAGAGAGACGAAAGGAAUGUUUCGCGAAGGUGCGUGGGGGCGCAGACGAGCUCUCCGCACCGGCGGUCUCGUGUUAACUUGCGCAAAAAACGUUUGCAGUACUUGAAUGAAGAAAUACAGCCUAUUCUAUGUGGGGAGGAGUAGAAAAAAAAGAAAAGAAACAAACCCUGCAGCGCAUCUGUCCAAAGCAAAGAGCUGUUGUGACGGAAGAAGUUAGAUAAUUCUGAACCUCACCGGAGUCACACGAGAGUCACAAUGUUCCUCCACCAAAAUCUAUGACCGUUCAAACUGAUGUACAAAUCAGCUUUUGAUCCUCUAGUCCUAAUAGAGCUUGACCUUGGGCAAUCCGUUCGUUUCCAGGGAAACCAGUAAUACAUGUUCCGCACUGAAUGUUGAAACGUUACAGUGGCCGACACAUGAAGUAAUAACAGCAAAGUCUCGUUAAGAGUAAUGAAUGACUAUUAAUGGUACUCAACGUCAGUCGCGCAGUUUAUUAUUUUUUACAAGUAAAAUAGGCUUGUUUACUGUUGAUGAAUUGACAUGACAUACAAAGAACAUCUUAUGCACAUGAUGAGCCAUGAUUUGAAUAUGUUUCUUCAGUGCUUAAUUCUUUUUCAUGAUAUUUUCUGAGCAGAGAGAAGAUAAAACUCCAGUUCCAGUCCUGCUGCUCUUUUCCCAAAAAAGUCUGAUUCUAAAGCAGCCCAGAUCGAGCUCAAGCUUACUGAUUGGAUCACGUUUAAUGAUUGUCUCUCUAAAAUGAAAUAAGAAUAAAGUUCAUUGAAAAAUGAACAAGAUUACACUGUAAAAAUGAUUCAAUGUAAGAAGUAAGUAACUAGGUGGCCUUUAAAUUUUGCCUUCACUGAACACAGAUUAUUAUUCAGUUAACUUACUAUUAGAAAUCCAGUUAACUCAAAGUUUUAAGGCAACCAGGUUCCAUACAUAUGUACUUUUUUGAAGUUAAAACGUUGAAUCAUUGUUUACAGUGUAGACAAAACAAUCAGGACAAAAACAAUGAAAGGCUUGGAUCAUCAAAGAUCCACUAAAUGUCCUUCUUUAAAACGUCUUGGUAUUUUCUGAGCAGAGGGAAGGUAAAACUCCUUUAACGCAAAACGAAUUCCAGUCCUGCUGCUCUUUUCCCCAAAAUGUUUGAUUCUAAAGCAGCACAGAUCGAUCUCAAGCUUACUGAUUGGAUCAUGUUUAAUGAUUGUGUCUCUAAAAUUAAAUAAGAAUAAAGUUCAUUGAAAAAUGAACGAGAUUACACUGUAAAAAUGAUUCAGUGUAAAAAUAAGUAACCGGAUUGUCUUUAAAAUUCGGCUCCAUUGAACACAGAUUAUUAUUGUUAACUUACCAUUAGAAAUCCAGUUAAGUCAAAGUUUUAAGGCAGCCAGGUUACAUACUUGUGUAGUUUAUUUUGAGGUUAAAACGCUGAAUGAUUUUUACAGUGUAGACAAACGAUCAGGACAAAAACAAAUGAAAGGCUUGGACCAUUAAAGAUCCACUGAAAGUCCUUAAAACGUCUUAAUCCUAAUGUAACACAGCAAUUAAGCAAUCAAUGUCUUUCCAUUUAGAUGUUAUGAAUUAUUUAAAAAAUGAUGAAAUGGCAGUGAGUGUGGAUGUGCAGUGAAAUCGCGCAGUGAUCCAUCAGCGACGCGAGUGCCGUUUCCUCUGUGCUGGAGUCACAGCGGAGAUGAAGGCAGUUUAUUGGCUGAGCUUGAACAUCAGCACUCUUAGCCAGAGUGAAACUCCAAAUACUGAAUUCUGUGAAGACAGAAUUAAGACAAAAAUGUCAAAAAUGAAAUCUUCUGAGGCUGUUCCGUUGUGUGCAAAAGUUUUGGCGCCCCAGUCAAAUGACUCGUUGAUUUUCGAAGUGAAAAUAAUUUAAUACGUCCUCUGCUGAGAACACACUUCUGCACAUUUUACUGCACAGUUGUGGUUUGUUUACUGAUUUUAACAUAUUGAAAAAUAAAAAUGAAACAAAGUGUGAUGAGACACCACAUUUUACAUUUCAUAUUUUAUUUUUCCCAAUAUGUUAAUGUUAAUAGGUUAUGUUCAUUUAAAUUGUACACUAAUUGUUUUAAGUUGCAGAAAAAUGUUGACAUAUUUUCACUUAGAAAAUCAACACACUGUAAUUUGACCACGGAUGUUCAAGCAUUUGCAUAUGACUGUACACAUACAUGCAGAUGACACAGUAGCGUCACAUAAUGAGGGUGCAUUUAAUUUGUAUGAAUAGAAUGAAUAGAAAUGCCCCAAAAUUCAUGUAAACAAGUAACACAGUAAGUGUUUAUUCUUUCUAAUUUAAAAAAUUGAAACUGUGUUGAUACUUAAUCAUGCGAUUAGGGUGCAGUUCAUUUGUAUGUAUAGAAAAAUGGCCAGAAAUCAUUAGAAAGGUGAAUCCUAAGCAAAACAGAUGAAUUCCCUGAAUAAUGGUCUUUCCUUUCCAGCCAAUCAGCAUCGUGCUUCAGCUUGAAUUGGCUCACAUCAGUUUGAUCACGUUUCUGUUUUUUCAGCCUCUAGGAGGUCGAGUUCUUAGAGACAGGACUGCGCUCUGAAAUCCUUCAUGUAAACACAGCAGGACUGAUGAGUGACUGUAACCAAUAUGAUGGCGCACAGCUUACUAAGGGUUUCUUGGGUACCAAAGGAGUACACCAUCAGAUAUGUGUGUCUGUCAAGAAUCAAGAACAGUUUCCAGUGAAGUGCAUCGAGCAUGUGCGCAGAACUAUUUUUCUUUUUCUUUUUUUUCUUUUUUUUUGGCACAUGUGCAAUGUGUGUAGGAACAGUUCAUGUUUGGAGACGUAAGCUACACUCUUAUGGUGCUAUCUUAGGCAGUCAUGCACUUUCUGGUCCUGUGUGUAUGCGUGUGUGCGCGCGUGUGUGCUAGCUUUCGGCCAAUGCCAUAAACCCCCCACCCCCCCCAAACCCCCCCACCCAAACCUCCAUGAAAAAAAAACAGCAGCAGUCUGAGUUAAGAGGAACUACACAGCUUCAUAAACCUCACUGAGAUCACCCACAGCCCAGUUUUUCUCCCCUCAUAUGCACUAUGUUUAGAGACUAUUAUCAUUAUUAUUGUUAUUAUUAUUAUGGUUGUUAUAAAUAUUAUUGUUCCUAUUAUAUUACUAUUAUUACCACAAUUAUCAGUGAUUAUUACCAUUGUUAUUUUCUUAAUUAGAAUUCAAUUUUAAAUUAACUUAUAUUUUUUAUACAGAAAAAAAAAAGUUAGCGUUUUUUGUUUUGUACAGAGCAAAAAUUGUGCAUCAUGAAGAAGCGAAUGGUCAUGUAGACCCACUGCAUACUGUUGCCCAAGAUAAAUGAGGAAUGUCUUGACUGUAAAUAUAAGAGCAGUUUUAUUAUAUUUAAUUUUAUUAAAUAUUUCUGAAAA
Messenger RNA from Colossoma macropomum (tambaqui), 6600 nucleotides. RefSeq names its product phosphodiesterase 10A (gene pde10a). Gene Ontology annotation, molecular function: 3',5'-cGMP-stimulated cyclic-nucleotide phosphodiesterase activity; protein binding. The record is from RefSeq and is a predicted model, not a curated record. Gene Ontology annotation, biological process: signal transduction; negative regulation of receptor guanylyl cyclase signaling pathway. Bases 273 to 2660 code for a protein of 795 amino acids. The transcript is spliced from 22 exons. NCBI's taxonomy places the organism in Eukaryota, Metazoa, Chordata, Actinopteri, Characiformes, Serrasalmidae.